AUGUACGUAAACGCCCUCACAUUCCCUCUGGCAGUAGCCAUCUUUCUAGUUGGACUUGCCAUACUACCCGGCAUGCUAGCAGAAGAUGGAAUGGAACUCACACAUGACGAACAGCCCCUUAAUGCUAUGGAGAUCAGAAGCCCACAAGAUGAACAGAUUGACCUACGAUAUCUUCUCCAGAACUUCCUUGACAACCGCGAUACUCGAUCAUGGAGCCCCCUUAGGAAUUCGAAACAAUGCAUUGGUGAUAAGUGCCGAUAUGCCUGGAAACGAGGAUUCGAGACCCCUGCAUCAUCCAGGAUAAACUCCCGGGGAGCUCCUGCGUGGGCUACGUCUCAGUUCAGCAACGGCGGCUGCAGCGGCUCCUCCUGUUUAACCGGUUGGAAGCGAGGCUUUAGAGUUCUCCCGCAGCUAAAUGACGACGACAAUUAGGGAAAUCAACAGCUAAAAACCUGAACUCUAGCAAACAGAAUUAACUAUUUUAUCCCUUGUAGAAACUCCGGAUCACACUAGAAAAGUGAAUUUUCUUUGUAUUUUCUUUUCAUUUCCUCGUCUAAUCUUCAGUUAUGAUGUCGUUCUUCUAAUUUGAAUUGAUUCACGUAUCUGUAAAUAUGCAAAGAUUUAGGAAUUAGAGUGCAAUAGGACUCGAAAUCCCUCUAUUUAAUCAUUCUUAUAUUCUCACAAAAGUGUUUACUAAUUUCUUCCAAAAUGCUUUGUUCCUUCGAACACUGUCCUGAUGUUAUAUCAACUGUAGUUUAUUAAUGUUGUCUUCAUCAUGUUCAUGUAGACCCGUUUUCCACAGUGAGACCAAUAUUUCCCCCUCAGAGCCAUGUCUGCCAUCUACCUAAGCAUUUAUUUUGAGUUCAUUGACGAGGUUUCAAAAGGACAUCAUGAGUAUUAAACUGCGAACUACCCAAGACAAACUAUUCCUCACAACUACCAAGCUGCAUUCGUGAGUUCGUGAAUAUAUGCUAAAUAUAUCUCAGAAUAACUAAGUAACAUCCAAAUAAAGAAGAAACCAUGUAAGUUUAUGGCAAUAUCGUGAUAAAGUUGCACUGAUACCAGAUAAUGCUAUUAUUCAUUUACGUCCUUACCGGUUCUGUAUGAAUGUUUCCAUGUUAGCGAAUAUGUUUUGUAUGUUGGUUUUUAGUGUUACCCCAUAAUCGGGUCAUUUCCUGGAAAUAACUUGAUUACGUGAUUCUUAGAGGUCUUUCUUCUACUCCGAGGGGUGCCUCAUAUUGACCAGCCAUGCGGGACGACGUGUUUUGCUCAUGAGCCAAUCGACAUUAAUAAUACAUUACUUAGAUCUUGUUGGAAGUAUGUGGCUCAGUCACGAAGUGUAAUUAAACAACGUUCAUCAAUAUGAAUUCAAAAAGGAUCAUUUCCCCCAUGUGCUUUUUCUCACACCGUUGAGUGUUUUAGGUCUGAAAAUCGUGAACAAUCCAACACUUGGCAUGGAUACAUAUUGAAAUGCAUUUUAGUCAAGGAGUAAGAUCGAACACUUAUGGGAUUACAAACCAAGAUGCAUUACAUUAUCCCUAGUGCAAGUAGACGCAGCAGUUUACCCCCUUCGUGUUGUCUAAAAGUAUUUGUAAUAAUUAUGUUAAACCUUAUUGAAUUUCCUCCUGCAAGCUUCGAUAAAAUGUAAGCUUCUUUAUCCGUCGUGUAAUACUGCAAGACAAAUUGAUACAUUUUAGUAAGGAGACAAUGAUUCCUCAGUUAACCUGUGACGAACCAAUCAGAGACGCGAACAGUUGACCACAAAAAUUAUAGACGCAACAAUACCAGCUAGCUGGUUUUGUCAUCUUACGUGGCGCCUUUGUAUACUGCUCAGCUAUUGGUUGAUACCAAUCGGGUCACGUGACAAGAGCCCAGUAAGCAGUUCAACACAGGUUGAUGUCAAUGUUUUUGAUUUAUUAAGGUGACAUGUCAAAAGUAGCACUACCAAAUUCAGCAAUGUGCGUAUUCGAGCGUUUGUCUCUGCAAUCCUUGCUUGUUAAAUUAAUAGCAUGUAAGAAUUAAAUAUUUAAUGACAAAAAUAACUUAUAUUUAAUUUUUUUAAAUCGUAAUUUAGUGGGGUCUCAUCUAAGAAUAUAAUAUUGGAAGGUUAUUGAUUCUUUCAACUAGUUAAAAAGGGGUUGCAAGAUGUGAUGCAUUGUCAAAUGUGUAAAUUAUAGGGCUUCAAUAAUUCAAUACAAAUUGCAACCAAAAUUCAUUCUGGAUUAUGCGUCUCGUAUAGUGUUUCACUAAGCAUUAAUAAACGUUAGAUUUUCGUGAAUUGUA
Messenger RNA from Strongylocentrotus purpuratus (purple sea urchin), 2283 nucleotides. RefSeq lists its product as uncharacterized. The transcript has 3 exons. The coding region runs from base 1 to 432 and encodes 143 amino acids. NCBI's taxonomy places the organism in Eukaryota, Metazoa, Echinodermata, Echinoidea, Camarodonta, Strongylocentrotidae. The record is from RefSeq and is a predicted model, not a curated record.